CUAAGUUUGGCAAAUACGCUUGAAGUUUUCGGUAAUUUUGAUGUAAAUAUUACCGAAACCGAAACCAUCUUAACAAAUUAUAUGACGUAACGAAAACAAUAAAAUUUAUUAGUGAACAGGCAAUUGAGCAAAAAUGAAGUCGGUGCUACUUACAGCAUUAUUGGUAACAACAAUUACGACAAUUCAAGCAUACCAUGAUCCAGACCUCAACUACCACCUCAGUCAAAUACAAAAACUGCAAAACUGUGACAAUGGUUAUUCCUACCCCGCGCCUGCUAUUCAACUAACCACCUCUGGAGUGAAAGUAGCUGCUGCGCCAGCAGUAGUGUCCCAGCAAGUACUAUCUGCACCUGCUUAUCAAUACUCUGAUGCGGGUUACUCAAACAGAUUAAGUUAUCAAGCCGUAGCGCCUCAAAUUUCCUAUGUUACUCAAUCACCACCUGUAUAUCAGACUUCAGUAGUGUCUCAAAACGCUGCGCCGGUAUAUUCAACAAAAGAAGUACACGGGUACGCUACCUCUGCAGGACUCUCAUCAGCUGCUUCAACAGGAAGAAGAGUAACACCGCUUGCAACGUACGCCCAAGCACCAAUCAUAGCGAAAAUAACAGCUGCUCCAUUAUUUGCCAAGUUUUCUGUAACUCCACCCAAAACCACAUUCUUAACUCAAAACUCAGUAUCCCAACAAGCAUAUGUAACAGGAUCAUUGGCAAAAGCUUCUCUAAACUCCUAUAGUGUACAAAGUGGAGGACCUGUUGUAUCUCAAGUAUACGCAGCUCCUUCUGCAGGAUAUGCAGCAUCACCGGCUCUUAAACUUCAACAAAAUCAAGUUGUUACACAGGCAAGCUAUAGCACCUCUAUCCCUGCUGUCACUCGAUACACGCAGACUGUUCCAGCUGUUUCACAAGUGACUCAAAUUGCACCAGUAUCUCAAUACGCGACAUCUUCUGUUUCACAUGUAGGAGGGACUGCUACACAAUAUUUUAGACCAGUGCAAUAUUCUACACCAAUUGUCUCUCAAUACGCAACUCCAGCUGUCACACAAUACGCUGUUCCAACUAUUGCUCAUUAUUCACAACCAGCUCAACACGCAGUACAGAGGAUCGCUUCGGUUUCCCAUAUAAGUGCUCCUGUUGUAUCCGCAGUAACAGUUCCCGCCACAGGCGUUGUAGCUCAAGCCGGUCACAUUGCUUCUUCACCUGUCGCUGUUAAGAAUGUGCACACAGAAUUUCUGGAAAAUUAUGACGCCCAUCCACGAUACGCUUUUGAGUACAGCGUCAACGAUCCACAUACGGGAGACGUGAAACAACAAAAGGAAGAACGAGACGGUGAAGUUGUCAAAGGUCAAUAUUCUCUGGUGGAGCCGGACGGGUCAGUGCGGACAGUGGACUACGUUGCAGACUGGGAGACCGGUUUCCACGCCGACGUGCGUAACAGCAAAGACAAUCAACAUUAGAUUUAGAACCCAGAACCCCACCUUGAUCGAAUUGCAACAAGCUUAGCCAUUUAUGGUACCGACAGGGCUAAUAGUAUUAAUUAGAAAUCAUUUUUAAAUCCACUAUGUCACGACCUAUAGAAAUUAUCAGUAAUAUGGCUAAAUGUUUAUUUAUUACAUCUCAUUAGACAGACAUACAGUAACUAUAGGUCAACUAUGGAGGUAUUUGCUGCAAUAUGUUUGCAAAAACCUCGCGGUAAGGUAUCGACAGUACCGAUAUGGUCUUUCGACGUAUUUUAGACAGUUGCGUUAUUAACAACGGAAAUGUCUAUCCGUUAUAUUAGUAGUUAGUAGGUUAAAUUAAUAAUUAGGUACAUAACUUACGUAAUAUAAUAUUAUAUAUAUCAAAAAAUUAUGUAACAUUGAUAAAUGAAUAUGAGAUCAGGAAUAACCUUAAUGAGGAAAUAUUCAUACAGAGGACUAAGAAUAGCAAUGUAUGAUAGAUAGAUUGUAACAAUGAUGAUGACUAUGUAUAAUAAUAUUUUUUUGUUAUUCUUAUGUGAAAAGAAAUAUGUACCAUUUAAAUGCAAUAUUACAAUAUUUAUAUUUACUUUUUUUAGUAUACACUCAUAUCUAUAGUUAAGAUUUUUGUAAAUAAGUACCUAUGUAGCGAUCUUUUAUUACGCUUAUUGUGCAAUUUUGUAUAAAAUUUGAAUUUGAUUUAUUUUAUAAAUAUACCUAUUCUGUGAAGUCGUGCCAUUAACCUUUGUUUUACUCGUAAUUCUAUACGUAAAGUUUUCUCCGUCUAACCGAAAUCUGUACUCAACGCUAAUAUCUUGUAGCGUUGUAUUUAAGCGAUUGGUAAGGCUACUAUAAGAGUAUUUGCUGUAAGCAAUUCACAUCUCACAGCUACAUGGGCUGUCACGUCGACCUCCACGUGGUCCCCUGGAAACCCUCGUGCUGAAUUCCUGAUGUAUUCUUCACGAUGGGCUAAUUACCUUAAUACCAUCCUUUUUAUUCUUACCUAUCAAUCCUCACUGGUGCCCCGCCAGCAUAUGCCGUUAGCGCAGAAAGGAUUAGCUUUCCAUUGUCAUGCAUUAAAAAAAAAUAUUGUGAACUAACUAUAUCAGAUUACUUUGCUCGCGUGAGUUAAGAUUGUAUGUUAAUCUAAGACAUGACCUAGUUGUGUAGUACAUUUCAUUUAAAUCCAUUCAGCCCUUUAAAGAGUUUAUACCGCAAAAACAGCAGUUUAUCUCAUAAUGUCAAUAUUCAAACAGACACUUUUACAUUAUUUCUCAAUAAUAAUUUCUAAAAAUUUUCUUAAAAUGAACUAAGCUAUAGGUUAUACUAAUUAUCACUGAUAUUUUAUAUUCUGUUAGAAAAUCAAAUUUGAAAAAAAUCAAUAGCAAAAUAUAAAUAAGUAGGUACCUAGUUAUUGUUGACAAAUAUAUAAGUAUGUAAUAUUUUUUAUGAUUAACGUUUUUAGCUAAUGUAUUGUACAUACACACAAACUAAUAUUGUAACAUUAAACACGGUUGUAAUAUUUUUAUUUUCCUGUAUAAUAUUUAACUCGCUUUUUGGAAAGCAAAAUACGCUUAUUAUUAUUUAACACUUUAUUACACCAAUAUUUUAUGAAUUACACUCUUCACCUCUUCAAAUCUUUU
Molecule: messenger RNA, 3096 nt
Organism: Galleria mellonella (greater wax moth)
Lineage: Eukaryota; Metazoa; Arthropoda; Insecta; Lepidoptera; Pyralidae
Gene: CPR79
Exons: 4
Coding region: 134-1453 (439 amino acids)
Cellular component (GO): extracellular matrix
Source: RefSeq, a predicted model, not a curated record